GUCUCCUAUCUCGUCUCGGAACGGUAAAAAUUUCUUGUCUCUUACCAUCAUCAUGGCAUCUCCUGUCGUGGACGAAGCUCAGGCAAACUGGCGUGUUGCCGACGACAAGGCCAUGGUACCUCCCAGAGUUGGCGAUGAACCUAACGGUGGAUCUCUUCUCCCCAAUGAUCAUCACCCUGGCCAGGGACCGGAGGCUGCAGACUACAAGCGGGGUUCCAGCGCAGACCCCGUCGUCUCCGGUUCUAGCAUAAAGGGCGAUCCUAUGUUCCGCGAAAAGCAAGUGAAGCCGAACAAAGUCUAUAUCGGAGGUCUUCCCGAGAACACGCGUCAAGAGGAUUUGCAGGGAUGUUUCGGGAAAAUCGGUAACAUAGUUAACAUUGAGCUCAAAAUUGGCUAUGGUUUUGUGGAAUUUGACAGCCGCGAGGCAGCCGAAGAAAGCGUCGCAAAGUACAAUGAGGGCUAUUUCAUGGGCAACAAGAUUCGUGUCGAGCUGUCUCAUGGCGGCGGCAGGACGGCUAAGUACUCAAGUGACCCAGGAGCUUGUUUUAGGUGUGGGCAAAUGGGCCAUUGGGCAAGGGAAUGUCCGAUUGCAGGGCCUCCUCCCCGUCGCCCCAACGACCCCCCCUUGAUUGAACGUAUCCAACGCGACCAUGCUGCGCCUGUUCCCCGCGACACGCGCUAUGACUACCCCCCUCCUCCGCGUGACUUUCGGCGGCCCCCAUCUCCUGUUCGGGACUAUCGUGAAUAUCCACCUCCACCUAGUCGAUAUGACGACUACAGACGUCCUCCCCCAAUGAUUGAGCGCGACCGCUAUCUUGACAGGGGUCGCUAUCCUCCCGAGGCUGCCUACCGUGGACCUAUUCCUCCGCCUGCCUAUGCUUAUGAUCGCUAUGACAAAAAGGCAGAGCGGUAUACGUAUCCUCCUCCAAGUGGACGUCCUAGAACGCCUCCCAGGUAUCGAGAAGACUUCGAUCGGAUGCCUCGUGACUAUCCGGAUUACCGCGGUCGUCCAAUGACACCGCCUCGUUUUGCUGAUUAUCCUCGAGGUGCAACACCUGAGGCCAGAUUCAGGCGGCGUUCUGAAAGUCCUGCUGGCCGUUCUUCUGGUGCCUAUGAGUAUGCUCCUGGACCUGACGGCAACUAUCCGGCUACACCUCCUGGCCCACCUCCUCGUAGGGAAUAUCCUCCUCGUAGUCGUGAAGCCGUCGAAGUUUACAGAAGAUAAAAAUCUCGUUCGAAAUACUUGAAGCUUGGUUGAUCACUCCCGGCUGUUUCAUGCAUGACUUGGCAUUGUAUGAUGCUCGUGUACUGCAUUGUCUAUCUAUAUUCACUCUAUUCUCAACUCUUUAUACCACUAGGUAUACAAUUAAGUAUAGAUGGAUGGUAUCAAACGGCAUUCAGAGCGUAAUUUUCUUGCCUUCUGCCAUGGCAUACAGUGUAUCCCUGUCGUUUGACUCAUCUACCAUCGCUCGUAGAUGCCCAUUCUCUUUCUUCAACAGCGCGGAGGGACUGUCGUAUUCGA
Molecule: messenger RNA, 1522 nt
Organism: Guyanagaster necrorhizus
Lineage: Eukaryota; Fungi; Basidiomycota; Agaricomycetes; Agaricales; Physalacriaceae
Exons: 8
Coding region: 53-1225 (390 amino acids)
Molecular function (GO): zinc ion binding; RNA binding
Source: RefSeq, a predicted model, not a curated record